Messenger RNA from Poecilia reticulata (guppy), 4184 nucleotides. RefSeq names its product kinesin-like protein KIF20B. Gene Ontology annotation, cellular component: mitotic spindle; spindle microtubule; nucleus. The record is from RefSeq and is a predicted model, not a curated record. Gene Ontology annotation, molecular function: microtubule binding; ATP binding; plus-end-directed microtubule motor activity. Lineage: Eukaryota; Metazoa; Chordata; Actinopteri; Cyprinodontiformes; Poeciliidae. Gene Ontology annotation, biological process: mitotic spindle assembly; spindle elongation; microtubule-based movement.
UAUUGCUAACAACAAAGAACGGAUCGUAAAUUUCUUUUCAGGUUUAUUUUUCUUUUGGUAUUUCUUAUUAUUGAUUUUAUGAGCUGUUUGAAGCAUCUGGUAAUCUCUGAGAUAUUUUUCUGGCCUUCUGUUUACGGGUAAUUUAAAACCUGAACAGAACUCAGCUGAAAUUUAGUCCAAUUUUAAAUGUCUACAGUUGACCUCCUAGCUGAUACAGCUUUGGAUCUGCAUCAUAUGAUUUAAAUCUUCAGCUAUCGGCUGUUACCCUACGGUGUGUUUCGUUUCUAGAUUUUGUUUUCUGAGUGUUUAUGUGAACGGAAUUCCCCCCUCUCAGGAGCGAGGAGUGAUUGAUUGUUCGCAAAGAUGAUGGAGUCAUGUUUUACUGGGAUACCGAAGAGAGUCGGACCAGUGUUGGUGGAGGACAUCAAAAGAAACCUGCUGGGUGAAUUAGAGGCUGUGGAACCACAGACGGAGAACCUGCAUGUGUACCUUAGAGUUCGGCCUUUUACUGCAACUGAAAGCGACAGCGGAGAAUCCCAGGACUGUGUGACCAUUGAGGGCUCCAACUCUGUGGUCCUCAGAGCUCCCAGGUUCUGUCAGCCGAAUCGGCAGGGUGACAAGUCUCUCCCUCAGACUGCUCAGAGGUUCACCUUCACACAGGUGUUUGGCCCCGAAGCCAGUCAGAGGACUGUGUUUGAAGGUUCAGUUCGUGGUUUGAUCCAGGAUACUCUGCAGGGAGGAAACUGUCUGGUGUUCACUUAUGGAGUCACCAAUGCUGGAAAAACCUUCACCUUCCUCGGACCAGACCACAACUCUGGGCUGCUUCCCAGGUCUCUAGCAGUCAUCUUUAACACCAUAAAGGGACAUUUGUACAGCCGCAGAGAUCUGAAGCCUCAGCGGUGCAGAGACUUCAGCAGACUUACCCCCGAUCAGCAGGCAGCAGAGAUCAGCACCAAGAAGAACCUUCUGAGGCUGCUGAAAGAGAGCGACAAGAGUCUGACGACUGGGAAAUCAGCUUCACUUGAAGGCUCCUCCGUCGGCAGCGAUGGUAGCAUGAGCAGCGUUGCUGAGGCAGACAACUUCUGUCUGGAUAUUCCGUCAACUAUUCGCUUCUCUGUUUGGGUCUCAUUCUGUGAAAUCUACAAUGAGAACAUCCACGAUCUACUGGAACAGGUUCCCAGCGGACAACACAAGAGGACGGUGCUGCGUCUGUCCCAGGACGUUAAAGGGAACUCCUUCAUAAAAGACCUGCGUUGGAUCCAGGUGAACAGCUCAGAGGAGGCAUACAAAGUAAUGAAGAUUGGGAAGAGGAACCAGAGUCUAUCUUCUACCAGACUGAACAAUCUGUCUAGCAGAAGCCACAGCAUCUUCUCCAUCAGGAUCCUCCGGAUUGAUGAUGUUGGAGUUCCCAGAGUCCUCGGCGUCAGCGAGCUGGCUCUUUGCGACCUGGCUGGCUCCGAACGCUGUUCUCGCACCCACAACACUGGAGAGCGCCUAAAAGAGGCGGGAAACAUCAACAGUUCCCUGCUGACGCUGGGGAAGUGCAUCAACGCCAUGAAGCUCAACCAGAAUGCCAAGUUACAGCAUCACGUUCCCUUCAGGGAGUCCAAACUCACCCACUUCCUACAGUUCUUCUUCUGUGUUUCUGGCCGCGUGUCCAUGGUGGUCAACAUAAACCAGAACUCCUCCUGUUUUGACGAGACGCUCAACGUCCUCAAAUUCUCCGCCCUGGCUCAGAAGGUGGUGACGGUUACCUCCCAGCCUGUUGCCCUGGACAACAGCGCCUGCCACAAGUCGGCAAUGGAGCUGUCUCUCAUCAUCAAUGAAGCUGACCAGCGCAGAAACAUGCUGAACCAGGGCAGGAGGAGCUCGCUUGUUGCCUGGGAGACGAGCCUGGAAGAUGUCCUGGAGGCUGAAGACCAUGAGGAGUGGGAGGAAGAGGAAGAAAGUGUGAUGGAGGGAACAGUGCUGGAGACUGGAGGGGAGGAGGAUGGGGACCAGACUAUGGAGGAGGAAGUGGUGAAGGAGGCGGCACUCCGUUUGGUUCUGGAAGCUCAAAUCAGAGAAGAAGUCAGCUCUGAGUUCAUGGAGCUGUUCAACAAGAUGGAAAAAGAUUACAGCGAGCGUCUGGAGAAGGAGAGGGAGAUCUUGGAGGAGCGCGCUGAGAAGAGGAUGGAGAUCCUAAAAAACCUUGUCGGUAAAACAGUCGACCUGACCACAUCCAGCAAUGAUGGCUGCAUGGAGGCAGCGGAUUUGGGGGGAAUCAUCAGCUCCAUGACUGAAGACCUGAAGAAGAUCAGAGAUGAUGCUCAGAGCGUCCAACAUUGUCUGUCUGAACAGACACACUCUGCAGAGUUGGAGGAGCUGCGGUUAGAGAAGCUGCAGUCUCAUGAGCAGUUGCAGGAAGCCAUGAAGAGUCUGGAGCAGCAGCAAAGGUUCUCAGAACUGUCAGAAAUCUGUGAGCAGAAAGAUGACAUCAGUAAACUCCAGGAAGACCUGAGGAACACCACACAAGACAGACCGGCCACCUGUACCUGUGGGAGGAGGACCAGAGAGGACCAGAGAGCAGAGGAAGAGAGGAAGAAGAGCUGUAAGCGCCAACGAGAUGACGCAGAGGGGCAGGGAGGAGGAGCAGUCAAGAAGAGAGUCCUGGAAGAAGAAAUCUGGAGGCUGCAGGAGGAAAAUGACAAGAAAGAUGAGACAAUCAGUGAGCUGAGGAAGGGGUUGGAAGAGCUGAAGAACGACAACCUGGAGUUGGAAAAGAAGGUUCAGGAGCUGACAGAUCUUGAUGAGUGUCUGAACUGUGGCUCCGUACUUUCGUCUCUGGAGGUGGAGAAGAAGGAAACAGCCAGGCUAAAGAAGGAGAACAAAGCUCUUGUGAACGGCAUCUUCCAGCUCCAGACUGAGGUAACUGCCCUGGAGAUGCAGCUCAAACAGCAGACUGACACGUGCAACAGCCAGUCAAAGCAACUAGACUUUACUAAGUUGCGCAUUCAGUACCUGGAGAACCAAUUAGAGGAGAGUUUUUCCUCAAUUAAGAGUCUCACAGAAGAAGUGGUGUGUCUGAGACAGGAAGUCAAGCAGGAGGAACAGAGCAGCAGCAUCAAUGUAGUUGCCAUGGAGGAGCAAAAGAAGAAGAGUGAAGCAGCGGAGCAGAGGUCUGCUCACAUCUCCCAACAGAUGGAAGAGCUGCAGCGAGAGAAGAGGCAACUGGAAGAGCAGCUGGCUCUCAGCAACAGCAGCUGUGUGGAGCUCAAGCAGGAGUUGGAAAAUCAGAGAGCAGAAUUGAGCCAGCAACUGCAGAAUCUAAGGGCAGAGCUAGAGUCAGAGGGUGGAGCUCUGCAGUACAGACUGGAGGAUGAGGUGGCAGGACUGCAGCGAGUCAUGCUGGAGAAGGAGCAACUACUGGAGGACAGCCGACAGCAGGCAGAGACUCUGAGGCGAGAGCUGCAGUGUUUGAAGGAGAAACUGCACAGGAGGGUUGAAGAGGAGGAGAAGGAGAAUCAGAGUGGGAGGAGGCAAGGGAGGAGGAGAAGGGAGCAGAGGGAGAAUUUGCACAGAGAUGCUCAGGAUGUCUGUGCUUCUCCUUUGCGGUCCACCAUGGCUGACAGGAAGAAGCUCUCCAAGACAGUGAAGAGGAAAAGGAAGAGCAGUGAGGUAGAGGGUUUGGUGUUCAGUGAAAACAAGAGGAACAGAGUUAAAGAGAAAGCUUGCAGCAACAAACUAGAGAUUGAAGAACUGAUCCAGAACUCUCCAUCCAUUCGCCACAGCAAAGAACUGAUUUCAGGUGAAGUAGUGAUUCUUGGACAUGAACACCAGUUUCCUGUCCCUGGAGCUGAUCCUGCCUCGUUCAUGGAGGCCGUCACUACGGCAACCAAACCCCGGCGAGGACGAAAGAAGCUGUUUAAGCUGGAUGUCUCAUCUCCGCUGCUGGACUCUCCGCACACCAUGCCAGGUGGAAAUGAGGAAAACAAAGAGAGCGAUCACCUGAUCAUCAGAAGACAUCUGCGCUCCAACCGUAGAAAGUGACCUUUGCUGCCAGGUUCUGAUUCUUGGACUUUUUAUGUUUGAUAUGAAAAUUGAUUGCUGUAAGUGAUGCAACUAUGCUCAGAACCAGUUAUAGUAAGAAUACCUGAGAAGAUGGAUGUCAUUAAAGGUUCUUCAUUCUGGCAUUUGUGAUUACA